Messenger RNA from Theileria parva strain Muguga, 1119 nucleotides. RefSeq lists its product as uncharacterized. The transcript has a single exon. Bases 1 to 1119 code for a protein of 372 amino acids. NCBI's taxonomy places the organism in Eukaryota, Apicomplexa, Aconoidasida, Piroplasmida, Theileriidae. The record is from RefSeq and is a predicted model, not a curated record.
AUGGCUACAUUGAAACUCUCUCACGUACUAUUUACAUUGUUUUUAUACCACAUAAAAAUUGUAUUUUCAAAUCUAUUGGAUCUGGAUAAUAUAGCUGGUUCAGGUUAUAAUAUAGUUCAAACUUCUGAACGUGGGAUAACCAAGUUAAUGAUAUUCUCCACACAAGAGAAAAAGAUAACGGUGAUUUACAACAAAGAAAAACUAAUUUGGAAGGGGCAUCCUGGUGAAUAUACUAAGUGUUUUACAAUUUACAAAUUUGAGAUGUCAAACAUUGGACUCGCCUCUCUCGAAAUUCUAAAUCCCGAAUUUGAAAACAUCAAGUAUUUUAGAAGUCACAACUUGAUCUAUAAACCAAUUAACCAAGAGACUUUUGAAGCUCAGCUUGAAGAACUUACUAAGUACUCGAAUGAAUUUUCCACGACAGGUCCAAGGCCAUCAGGACAAAAGCCUCCAAUAUUAUCAGAAAGAAUACCAGGUCAUCCUCGUCCGGGGAAAGUUCCUGCUACCAGAAAAAAAAGGAAACCCACUUCCAGUUACAAUUAUGGUAAAAGAAGAAAAAGAGGAUUAAUCAAAGAAGCACAAACGGAAACUGAUUCAAGUAAAGCAGCUGAACAAAUCAAAACCAAACCAAUAGAUUCCGGAAAUUUAGAACCCGAACAUGUUUCGGUCGCACUGAGUUCCGAUGAUGAUGAUGAACCAACAAAAGAACAAACAUCGCAACUAAUAAGACAAAAACUUAGAGAGAAAAUACAAAAGAAACAACUUAAAGCUGAAGUUUUUGAGAAAUUAAAGAAAAAAAUAAAGGACAAAUCUCAAGAAACAAAAACAGUAUCUGAAACUGAAACUGAUUCAUCAACUAAACCAAAAUCUAAGCCAUUAGAACCAGAAAUUAUAGAAUCCCAAUCUUCAUCAGACAGUGAUAUGGAUGUUGAUGAAUCUACAGGUCCUCAAGUUAUACAAUCUGAUGCGACUACACAAACUGAUACCCAUGAAUCACAAAACAGUGAAACGCAGACUGUUAUACAAACUAGUUCAACUGAAACACAAACUAAAACACAGAAUGAUGAUAGAGGUCCCUCAACUCUUCCAAUUAAGAAAAGACCAUAUAAACCAGAUUAA